This is a messenger RNA of Epinephelus lanceolatus (giant grouper), 2792 nucleotides long. RefSeq names its product un-named sa1261. Gene Ontology annotation, biological process: protein phosphorylation. NCBI's taxonomy places the organism in Eukaryota, Metazoa, Chordata, Actinopteri, Perciformes, Serranidae. The record is from RefSeq and is a predicted model, not a curated record. Gene Ontology annotation, molecular function: protein serine/threonine kinase activity; ATP binding.
GAGAGAUAGAUCUAUGGGUGAACCAGCAGCAGGGAGACUGUGACAGACAGCGGCGGUGAACACAGGCAGAGGUCCCUGCUUCAUUCGAACACCGAGAAGAAGAUAAAACAAAAAAAAAUUAAAGGAUCUGUGUCGUCUCUUAGUGACAGGGUCAGGUGUCUGGAUGGACUGACAGAUUGCAUGCAGCACAUUGUGAAAGGAACAUCUGUCUCCACACCAGACCUUUGGCCCCGGCCCGUCUCUCCACAACAAUGAACUCCUCGCCCCACAGCUCCCGCGCCUCCAUCGACAUCCUGGAGGAACUCCAGCUGAUUGCUGCACAGAACCUGGAAAAGCUGGACAUCAACAAAUACUAUGAGGUCGUCUGUGAGCUGGGGAAGGGCACCUAUGGGAAAGUGGACCUGGUCAUCCACAAAAUCAGAGGCACAAAAAUGGCCCUGAAGUUUCUGAGGAAGAAGACCACCAAGCUGAAGAGCUUCCUGCGAGAGUACAGCAUCUCCCUCUACCUGUCGCCCUGCCCCUUCAUCAUCAACAUGUACGGCAUCGCCUUUGAAACAGACGAGUACUACAUCUUUGCUCAGGAGUACGCUCUGGCAGGAGAUCUGUUUGACAUCAUCCCUCCACAGGUGGGACUACCUGAGACGGUGGCCAAGCGCUGCGUCCACCAGGUGGCCAUCGCCCUGGACUACCUGCACUGUAAGAAGCUGGUCCACAGAGACAUCAAACCCGAAAACAUCCUUAUUUUUGACAAAGAGUGCCGAAAGGUCAAGCUGUCAGACUUUGGCAUGACGCGGCGCGCUGGCUCUCCAGUGAAGCGCGUUAGCGGCACGAUCCCGUACACGGCACCUGAGCUGUGCGACACCUCGAGGCACGAGGGCUUCUGCGUGGACUACAGCACAGACGUGUGGGCGUUUGGCGUGCUGCUCUUCUGCAUGCUGACAGGAAACUUCCCCUGGGAGAAGGCCAUGCCGAACGACGCCUUCUACGAAGAGUUUGUGCGCUGGCAGCGUCGCCGAACAGGCUCAGUGCCGUCACAGUGGCGCCGCUUCACUGACGAAGCUCUACGAAUGUUUCGUAGACUCCUCUCUAUUGAGCAAGAGCGCCGCUGCUCUGUCAAAGAAGUCUUCAGCUACUUCAACCAGUGCUGGAUGUUGGACACGGAGAACGGGAACAGCAGCAGCUUGGCGAGCAGUGCGCCCCCUCUGGACAUCAGCUCCUCCUCAUCUGAAGAGGAUGUAUUAGUGGACAGACUGAAGCAGCAGAGCUUGUCACCUGCUUGUGUGGUGGCGAAGGGGAGCAUCAUGAUGGACACCCACUACUCCUCCAUGUCCACCAACAGCUCGCCGUCCUCCACCGGCAGCUACGAGCGCGCCAACAGGGAAAACAACGAAAGAGGACGCAUGCUAGUGGCGACACCCAUUGAGAUCUGCGUGUAGAGGCGGCGGAUGCUGUGUUUCAGGCUGCCUGCUCACGUGUGAUGCUGGUGUGAGCUGAGGAGGAAGCUUUCUCCGAGUGUGAGAAAGAGGAAGGAGAAAAGUGUGGCGACUGGUGCUUAGCGUCAGGAUCAACACUCUGACAUACCUUGUAGCUUCACUGCGGAUUUACUCAUUUCUGAUGAAGAUGAGCUCUGAGGAAAUGAGCAGAGGGACGAUCGCAAGCCUCCUGUAUGUGGUUUAUACUUAAGAUACUGAACUGAACUCAACAGACAACCUGUAAAGAAAAGAAGAGCAGACAAAAACAUAAAUAAUCCACAAGCAAUAUGUUCAAAUGUUUGGAAUAAUCCAGUCACUGCAAAAAUAAUCUGUGAAGAAAAAGAGGCUUUUAGAAAUAUGAUUUGUUGAUGGUACUAUUGUGUGUUUAUUGUAGUGUACAUUUUCAUGUUUUGGUAGAUAUGUUUCUGUAAAGUGUCUUUUUUUUGUAUAUUUGUUUUUAAUUUGGAGUUAAGUUAUUUAUUUAUAUCAGACACAUAAUUAUGAUUUGUUUAAUGAGAGAUCAGAAGCCUGUUUUUUAAAUUUUCUCUCUGAGAAAUGAAAAUUAUUAGAAAUAUGAACUACUGUAGAAGCAGGAGGCUUUCACAGACCUACUUUUCUUUAUCUGUUUGUCAUCAUGUUGUCGUGACCUCCCAUAAAAGCAGAAAUACACAGACUGUUCUUUCUCACCUAAAAUGUCCUUUUUCAUGUUUGCCUGUGAUGCCUAAACCCACUUGUACAGUAGCAACCAACACUAUGAGCGGCUGAAAGCGCACUGAACAGUCAGCGAGACUGUCCUCCCAUUAAACUGCAGUAUACUGGGACCAUAACCAAAUACGCCCACAGCCCAUUUCUUUAAGGAGAAAAUCACAUAACAAUAAUAAUAAUUAUGUAUUUGGUAAUACAACAAAUGGGAUGAAAGCAUAGAAAAGUAUAAAUAAUAUUCCUAAUUUUCCUGCUUGCAUGGUUGACAAAGACAAUUGACAUUGUACCUUUCAUUAAACAGUUAACAUAAUUACUAAAGAGAUAUUUGGACUUUUUUUCUCUGAAUAAUAGGCAAGAAAAUAUCCUUAACACUGAAUAUGCCAAUUGAAGAAGUAUUUGGGGAUACAACCUGCCCUCAACUUUUUAUUCAAAUUUUUUGCUGUUAAAAUAAUUAGAAGGUUUAACCCUGAAAAUGUGACAAGAUGGAUGAAUGUAGAAAACAUUUCGGGAUUAAAAUGUUUUGGAAAUCUCUCUUUUAUGUUUUUCAGAAGUAUUGCAUGAACUGAUUAUUACUGUGGUGAACAUUUGUUGAAAUAAACACCCCGAUAAUUAAAAGUC